Molecule: messenger RNA, 318 nt
Organism: Acanthoscelides obtectus
Lineage: Eukaryota; Metazoa; Arthropoda; Insecta; Coleoptera; Chrysomelidae
Source: the annotation of a GenBank genome assembly
AUGUACAAAUUCAGAUGUAUAUGGAUCUGUAGUAAACCUUUAGUCGAUUCCUUCAUGGAAGGUUUCAAUGCCACAAUAUUUGCAUAUGGCCAAACAUCUUCUGGCAAAACACACACCAUUUUGGGCAAUAAAACAGAUCCUGGGCUUUUCCAAUUAGUAUCCAAUCAGUUAUUCCAGCAUGUGGCAGACCAGGUUGAUAAGAGGUACUUGAUUAGAUGCAGUUAUAUUGAAAUCUACAAUGAAAAGAUCAAUGACCUCCUGGAUAAGAGCAAUCAGGGUUUAACUAUGAGAAGAUAUCAAAGGAAAUGUGCUGCUUGA